GUGCGUAGUGGAGCUCAGUGUGUUGUGGACGGUGGGUAGGGGUGCACGCUCUUCCCUUCGCGGUCUCUUCCUAAGUUUCGUCUCGUGCCAACUCGAAUCGUCGAGACGUUUUUGUAAACGGGGAAAAGUUGUCUUUAAACGGUGAAUUGUACGAUGGAACAGGAUUUGUGCUCUUUUACGGGUGUGUUUAUUGCACAUUCGUAUCUAAUUUAACAAAAUUUAGUGUUCGUUAUUGAGAAAAAAAAAGUUAUUCGUCACAGGAGACGACUCCACAGUUCCCCAGAGUGUGAAGGAGGAGAGACUGUGUGGCGAAGAACGUGCGGUGUAGGAACUUAUGACCAAGACUUAAGACGAGGCUGUUGUGGCCAAACUUGAUGAGAGAAAUUGUUGGUGGACUUACCAGGAAAAGUUGAGGCGUAAUUAGAGGGAUGUGAGUUAACGUGGACAGAGGCUUGUUAGCCAGGCUGGUGGCCUCGCCACCAAAGAAAAGACGAACCACCGGAGCGCGCCACUGACCGAGGAGCUAUGGCCGCCAUAGUCUAGAAUACUCCACAGGCGUGUCGUUACAUGCUAUUGUAAGCUAAUUCCGACUUUCUAUUCCCUUUCUUCCUUCUUUGCUAUCUUGAACCUUCUUCUCUGUCUUUCAUCUUCCACUGAGUUAUCUCUCUCGCGGCUCCAGCGAUCUUCAAGAUGAAGUUGAAGGAGCGUGUAGUCAUCGCGGUGAUGACCGGUCUGGUUCUCCUGACGGUGGUCUUGGUGCUCGACGUGGAAACUCGCCUCGCCUCAAACGGGCGCUCCCACACGCCCGCCCACGCCCGCGUCCAGUACGCCUUCCGACAGCGACACCUGCAGAAGACCAGCAACGGAUCCCGCGAGGCCUCCCUGGCGGCGGCGGCUUCGGCUCAACUCAGCGCGGCGAAUGACGACCCCGCCCACCCUCCCGCAGCCGCAGGCGAGGCCCUGCUGGGCGUGGGCGCCACUAACGGGCGAGAAGAGCCGAAGGCCACGCCUACCGUCCCUCCAGACCCCUACAAAGACUUGGUGGAAGUCGUCACGAAGGUGGAAAAUCUAAGCAAGAAGACCCGUCGACGACGCAAGCACUGGAACCCUACUCUUGGGGAACUCCUCGGACUCGAUCUCAGGGAGAAUGCGACGCUAUGGGACAACUUCCACCUGAGCAUCUCCCGGGACGAGCUAUACGGCGUGGAGGACCCCACGGUCAACAGGCUCCUCCAGCAGGUGUCCACCAUGCCCAUCUCCCACAUCAGCCAGAAGGAAGGAGGAACGCAGCUCAAACUCAUCAUAGAGUUCAUCGACGGAGGACACGCUCUCUUCAAGCCCAUGAGGUUCAACCGGGAGCAGGAGACCCUGAAGAACCACUUCUACUUUACCGACUUCGAGCGACACAAUGCUGAGAUCGCGGCAUUCCAUCUCGACAGGUUACUGGGGUUCCGGCGAGCGGUGCCCAUCGUGGGGCGGAAUGUCAACAUCACGCGGGACCUGUAUGCUCUGGCCCAGGGAGACCUGCUCAAGACCUUCUUCAUCUCUCCUGACAACAACCUGUGCUUCCACGGCAAGUGUAGCUACUACUGCGACACCGCCCACGCCAUCUGUGGCAACCCUGAUAUGCUGGAGGGGUCCUUCGCCAUAUUCCUGCCGGGGAAGGAGGCGGCGCCCCGUAAGGUAUGGCGACAUCCCUGGCGAAGGAGCUACCACAAGCGCCGCAAGGCACAGUGGGAAGUGGAUGACGACUACUGCGACCUGGUGAAGGAGGUCCACCCAUAUAACGAAGGUCGGAGGCUGUUGGACAUCAUGGAUAUGUCCGUUCUUGACUUCCUCAUGGGCAAUAUGGAUCGACAUCAUUACGAAACUUUUAAGAUGUUUGGGAAUAACUCUGCGCCUCUGCACCUGGACCACGGGAGGGGGUUCGGUAAGGCCUUCCACGACGAGGUCUCCAUCCUGGCUCCCGUCUACCAGUGCUGUCUCAUCAGACAGUCCACUCUGGCUUCUUUACUAAGGUACCACACGGGGCCGGACCGCCUGAGUGAGGCGAUGAGGGCGUCUCUGGCUCUGGAUCCUGUCAACCCUAUCCUAUGGGAGCCCCAUCUAGAUGCCUUGGAUCGAAGGCUCAACGUUAUUCUCCAGGUUAUACGGGAGUGUGUGGAAAAGGCUCAAGAUCCUCUUCAUGUUAUUGUUAAUGAUUUUCAUUAAACCAGUGAGAGAUGUGAUCUUAAUUUGGGAAACACAAGCUAUCACUGACUCCAGUCUUGUCCGGGAUUAAGUUCUAAUACAGCUUUAAACUGGUUUAAUUGUUCAUGAACAGUUUAUGAACGUUAUCUUCCCAAGAUCAACAUUACCAUGUAAUAUUUAUAAAUGAAAGUAACGUGUGACUACUUAAGCUGUGAGGCCACAGCUCCGAAUUGGUAUAAUUGUGCAGGAAGUGCCAGUGAGAAAGUUGUGGGUUUUUCUGCAAGGACUUCGUCUUGCUGAAUAAGCUACCUGUGUGCGCGUGAGGUGAUGGGUUCUGCUUUUGGAUCUGCACAGUAUUUGAGACCUCUUGUACCAUCACUACUUGAACACUUCCAAGAAAGACCUCCUGAAAACGGUGUGCUUUUGGGGGGGAAAUCUAUUCCGGAGGAAGGCUUAUAAAUUACCUGCAAAUUUUUGAUGGUUGUGCUACAUUGAUAAAAAACAAAAAGUGGUGCUAAAACGGCUGGAGUCGAGGCAGCAGUACACGGGUGAUGACUAGUGUGAGAGAAGAAGCCUUAUGUGAAUCAGCAGUUUACUAGUUUACCUUCUGGAGUGGAAAUGAUCUGUGUCGGAACAUGUGGGAAAGAUGCUUCGUCUUGGUUUACAGCUGCAACUUGGCAGCUGUAUUUUAGUAAAGUUUGAUCGUGAAUGUAUUUUUGGAAACGAGUAAUUGGAGGAAGGGGCUAGGUACAUUGUUUUAAGAUACAUAAUUUGUGUUCAAAUACAUUGCCACAGUUUAUAUAAAUACAUAAAAUGUUAUACGUGUGAAACAUGUAUAUUUAGUUUUUAAGUAGUUAAGAGAUCAAAUUAUUUCAUGAGCUUAUAGCCAUUAUGUACUACUAUUGUAACCAAUGAUUUAUUUAUUCUACGCUGUGGUAAUUUAUUAAAUUAUAUUGAGUAAUAAAGUACAUUUACAAGGCCGUUGUACAAAGUUUAUGGUAAUUAACAGCAGGGCUGGGUUUGAUGCUGGAAUGAACACUUUGACACUUGUACCGAAGUGAAGCAGUAAUUUAUUUUACAAGAAUGUGGUAAUGAUAUGAUAAAGCAAUGAAGGGAAUUUCAUAACAUUUGAUUGGAAAAUUAAUAUGGGUAAUGUUUUAAGAUGGUGUUUGUUGAUUUGUCUGUGCAGCUCAGUGUUAAAAGACUGGUAUUAAUUCAUUCAGUUGAACAGUCGUAAGUGUUGAUAUACAUGAUAUUUUUACCGUAAGGGAGUUUUAUCAGUUUGAUAGAGGUGAUGAGUCACAGUAACGUGGCUGAAGUAUGUUGACCAGAUCACACACUAGAAGGUGAAGGGACGACGUUUCGGUUCGUCCUGGACC
Messenger RNA from Procambarus clarkii (red swamp crayfish), 3569 nucleotides. RefSeq names its product extracellular serine/threonine protein CG31145. Gene Ontology annotation, cellular component: Golgi apparatus. Lineage: Eukaryota; Metazoa; Arthropoda; Malacostraca; Decapoda; Cambaridae. Gene Ontology annotation, molecular function: protein serine/threonine kinase activity. The record is from RefSeq and is a predicted model, not a curated record. Gene Ontology annotation, biological process: protein phosphorylation.